GCAGAACAGAAGUAGGAGUUGAGUAGUCAUCAAGUCACAAACAGUCUGAUCUCAUGUUCUGCUGAGACAUACUGCUAUACCCAUAGAGCCUGGUUAAAUAUAUUGUAGAAUACGCCUUAGGUCUGUUACCGAAAGAGGGUUAAAACUUUGCUUACCGGAGGUCAAGGUGGACGGAUGCUGGUGAAUGCCCCAUGGCAGCGGCUACCUCAGUUCAUUCAUCAAGUACAAGCUAUAACUUGGAAGCAUUUUUUAGAAUGAAGCGAGGUAGACUGACUGUUACUAUUGACAGCCAAGUUGUUGAAGGACCAAAAAGAAUAAAGAAACAAAAAAAGUAUACUCUGUCGCCUAAACUUCAGAAAUCUCAAAUGCAGUCCUGCAUGCUGGACUGGGGAAGUCUGCCGCACCAUGUAGUCUUGCAUAUAUUUCAGUACCUCCCACUGGUUGACAGGGCCCGUGCAUCCUCUGUUUGUCGUCGGUGGAAUGAAGUUUUCCAUAUCCCUGAGCUAUGGAGAAAAUUUGAAUUUGAACUAAACCAGCCGGCUACGUCAUACUUGAAGUCUACUCACCCUGAUCUUAUCCAGCAAAUCAUUAAAAAACAUGCGAACCAUCUUCAGUAUGUCAGUUUCAAGGUUGAUAGCUGCACAGAAUCAGCAGAAGCCGCUUGUGACAUUCUCUCUCAGCUCGUGAACUGUUCCAUUAAAACUCUUGGGUUAAUAUCCACAGCAAAGCCCAGUUUCAUGAAUGUUUCCAAGUCUCACUUCGUAUCUGCACUCACUGUAGUCUUUGUCAACUCAAAGUCGUUGUCUUCAAUAAAGAUUGAUGAUACUCCUGUGGAUGACCCUUCGUUGAAAGUUUUAGUUGCAAACAACAGUGACACCUUGAAGUUAUUGAAAAUGAGCAGCUGUCCUCAUGUAUCACCUGCUGGAAUAUUGUGUGUGGCUGAUCAGUGUCACGGACUUCGAGAACUUGCUCUGAAUUACCAUCUUUUGAGCGAUGAAUUACUCUUGGCCCUUUCCACUGAAAAACAUGUUCGCCUUGAACAUCUUCGCAUUGAUGUAGUCAGUGAAAAUCCAGGACAAACACAAUUUCACACCAUAAAGAAACAAAGCUGGGAUGCCCUUAUCAAGCAUUCUCCAAAAGUCAAUAUCGUCAUGUACUUUUUCCUGUAUGAAGAGGAAUUUGAUGCGUUUUUCCGAGAGGAGACGCCCGUUACUCAUCUGUACUUUGGCAGGGCCGUGAGCAAGGCAAUGCUAGGUCGUAUAGGCAUGAACUGUCCUCGAUUGAUUGAGCUGGUGGUUUGUGCAAAUGGACUUCAGCCUUUGGAUGAUGAGCUCAUUCGAAUAGCUGACCGUUGCAAGAACUUGACUGCCAUUGGCCUUGGAGAGUGUGAAGUGUCUUGCAGUGCAUUUGUUGAAUUUGUAAAGAUGUGUGGAAGGAGACUGACACAGCUGUCUAUUAUGGAGGAAGUACUUAUCCCAGACAACAAGUACAGCCUGGAGCAAAUUCAUUUUGAAGUUUCAAAGCACCUAGGAAGAAUGUGGUUUCCAGAUAUGAUGCCAACUUGGUAGACAAAGGAAUUCUAUGACUUUUCUUACUUUUGCUUGCUAUGCAAUUCUAAGUUACAUAGAUAAAAAGUCAAACAAAAUCAUUUCAAAAACAUUAUUAUGUAUCCCCCCAACAUUAAAUAUGAAGCAGGUUUAUAAGAGAGUAUUGGUGUAAAAUUACACAGCUGCUCUGCAUAGCUUUAUUGUUAUUGUGCCUGGAGAAAUAUGGAUGCAAUCAGUUUAUUACUCAUACUUCUAGUAAGCUCUGAGAAUCAUUUAAUAGAUAUGUAGCAAUAUAGAUAUCUUUUAUUAUACUAUGCCAAAAUUCAUUUCAUAGAGGAAAGUGUAGCCUGAAGCUUCAAAGCAAGCCACCACCCAAAGGCCACUCAUAUAUUGCACUACUGUAUAUGAUGACAUCAUGUUCAAUAUGAUCUGAUAUAAUAGCACUAUUGCUGUUUUUUACUGCUUAGUGAGCCUACAGAAUACCCAUAAUGGGUACUUAUCAAAAUGUUUUCAGCUCCUAUUGCUGUAAUACUGUUGAAAAGCACAAAUUCAGUAUAGUAAAGCAAAAAAAGAAAACACUACUAAGCAAAAAGACAAAUGAGCAUAGUAUGAAACACAUCAUGAUAAUUCAACGUAGUCCUUGUAAAAAAAAUAUACAUGUUGCUCAUUUUAAGUCACAAUUCAUUUUUAUGUUUAAAACAUAAAAAAAUUAUAAAUAGUCUGCAAUCUCUAUGUUGUUAACAAAAAUUAGUUAAAGGGCAUCCGUCAGCAGAUUUGUUUAUGAAACUGGAUGACCCAUUACAUGUGCGCCUGGCACCUGAAGGUAUCUUUGUUGGUCCCAUGUUCAUAAGUUCCCACAUUGCUGAGAAAAAUGAAAUUUUGGUAUAUGCAAAUGAGCCUCUAGGAGCAAUGAGGUGUUGCUGUUACACCUAGAGGCUCAGCUGAACAGCAACUGCUGCGCCCUCUGCACUUUGUUAAAUGGGGCCAAGCAGUGUAAAUAUCAUAACACCUGGUCUUGUCAAAGAGGAGAAAGGCAUGGCAGUUGCAGAGAGAGCUGAGCCUUUAGUAGUAAUGGCAAUGCCUCCUGUACUUCUAGAGGCUAAUUUGCAUAUAUUAAAAAAAUGUAAACAUUAUUUUUCUCAGCCACACAGGUACAGUUGACCAACAAAUGCCGUCAGCUGCCAAUUUUCAUUAGUUACGUGACCUAGGUGCGGUUUAGUCGCAUUCAAGUAAAUGGGACUAAGCUGCAAUACCAAGCACAGCCAAUAUUCAAUGGACGGUGUUGUGAUUGGUAAGUGACGAGGAGGCUACGGCACUCACCAGAAUGCCAUGGCCUCCUCAAACAGCUGAGGGGAGUGUUAGAUCCCCGUCAAUCUUAUAUUGAUGACCUUUCCUGAGGAUAUCAAAAAUCUUGAAAAAUCCCUUUAAAGACUGUGAUCUAUGCAGCUCUGCUUGGAAAUGCUUAAAAUAACACUUAAGGUCUAUUCAUAUUGGUCCUCGCAUAGAAAAUUGCAACAUGCACUACUUUGGUUCAAUUGUUUGGAAGACUUCCCCAUUGAAGAAAUUAGAUCCAAAAGAAAGGCAGAAGGCACAUAGAUGCCACAUUUGUGAUUCAUUUAAAAUAAAUAAUUUUCAGAAUACAGAUAAGUUUUACAACGCACUUCAGAAUCAAAGUGCAUUUACAUGGCCUGAGAAUCGGGCAGAUAAUCAGGAACGACCGAUCCCGACAAUCUGGACAUGUAAAUGUGCCACCGAUCACCUGAUGAACGAUUGAAACACUUGUUAAUCGGUUGAUCCUGACGUUCAUGCAGGCACCACCAAUCAUGGCUUCUGGGCAGCAGAUUGUGUUGUCUAAACAGUGACAUCUGAAGUUACAUUCUAGAACAGGUUUCUGACUAUGUAACAGAACAGCACCCAUGUUUUAUUUACCACAGUGACUAACCUCUAUCAAAUUAGCAUGCUUUGUUAAUUAUCAGGUAUUUAUACAUUUUUUCCUGUGAUGACUGGCUGGAGGAGUGAAGCUAAGGCUGGUUCCAAUUCACCAUUUUGUUAUCCGUUUUUCUGAUCCGACAAGACAGUGAGGAGGAGGGAGGCAUAGCUAAAAUCCUAAAACACUGAGAGAUUUCUUUAUUUCCCAGUUUUAAUUGCAAUAUAAGACUAUAUAAUUACAAUAGAAUCAAAGCAAAGGAAAUAAAGAGAAAAAGCACUGGGACAUGUUUUCACUUUCUUUGAGUAUCUGCAUGGAAAGUACUCCCUCUGGAAAUUUCCAUAGCUCUCCGUAGGCUUAGCUGUAGCUUACCUAGGGAGCAUCACAGUCGUUGAGGGUUAGUCACUCGAGACAAAAGCUGAAAUUUAGCUUAACACUGACUAUUUUACAGUUAAACUUGAGGUACACUUUAAUAUAAAUUAAUAAGAAGUUUGCUUAUAGGCCCCUAAUAUAAAAGAGGUGUAUACAAUGGAAGCACUUCUUUAUAUGUGUACAGACCAAAAGUUUGGACACA
Bufo gargarizans (Asiatic toad) is the source of this 4048-nucleotide messenger RNA. Its product is annotated as F-box/LRR-repeat protein 21-like. Gene Ontology annotation, cellular component: cytosol; SCF ubiquitin ligase complex; nucleus. The transcript has 7 exons. The coding region runs from base 192 to 1568 and encodes 458 amino acids. Lineage: Eukaryota; Metazoa; Chordata; Amphibia; Anura; Bufonidae. Gene Ontology annotation, molecular function: protein binding. Gene Ontology annotation, biological process: G2/M transition of mitotic cell cycle; SCF-dependent proteasomal ubiquitin-dependent protein catabolic process; regulation of cell cycle. The record is from RefSeq and is a predicted model, not a curated record.